UGACUCGAUAUUUGGUGGCUGUGGUGUUGCACCGGCUUCCCUCGUCCUUUACUGUGCGAGACAUUUGUUGUUAUCGAUAAAUUACAUGUUUUCUGUGACACUGGAAUCAGCAGCACAUACUGGACAGUCUUUACGCAAGGUUGCUUUGCGAAGAAACGCGGGUAUGCGCUUUCUGGGUUAACUUCAGUGACGGUCGUGAGCUUCCAUCAUAGGCCCUAUCUCUGAUUAUUGGGACUAGUUCCUCUUAGCACAAUGGUCCGGUGAAAUACAGUUUCGGCUCACGGAUGGUUUUUCAACGAUAAGGUCUAGCCUGAAUUUUGGAAUAUGAAGAUUUGGAGCACUGAACAUGUUUUCAGGUUGGUCACAUCGGGGUUUAUUCAUGAAGCAGAAUGAGCUGGUGUGUUAUUGCGGGGUUAAGGGCGAUGGGACCUUCAGCCUCGUUAACUGAGUUUCAGUGCAUCUGAAUUUAAUUUAACUCAGCAGCUCCUGGCAUUCCAACUCAGGUACCCAUGGGAGACAGUGAUCAAGGCUGCCAUGAGGAAGUACCCAAACCCCAUGAACCCAAACGUGGUGGGGGUGGAUGUGCUGGACCGUAGUCUCGAUGAAGAGGGACGCCUGCACAGCCACAGACUCCUCAGCACAGAGUGGGGCCUCCCGGCCAUCGUGCGAGCGAUACUGGGAACCAGCCAGACGCAGACAUAUGUGAAGGAACACUCUAUAGUGGACCCAGAGGAGAAAAAGAUGGAGCUGUGCUCAACAAAUAUUACUCUCACCAACCUGAUCUCAGUGGAUGAGAGGCUUCUUUACAGGCCACACCCAGACAACCCUGACGUCACUGUCCUGACCCAGGAGGCCAUCAUCACAGUCAAGGGAGUGAGCCUGAGCAGUUACCUGGAGGGGAUGAUGGCCAGGAGAAUGUCAGCUAACGCCAGGAAGGACUGCAGUUCCAUGGUGACGACUACUUUUCCAGGCUACACCUCACAAACCACUGGGGAUUCUGAGCAUCUCAGGAUCGCCAGCAGUUGGUGUCAAUACCAUCUGGGAGGUUUUGUUGGGUUUUCACCCCACACAGCCCCUCUCACCUCUGGAGUACAUGCACAGGAAGCUCAGACAGGCAGUGAAGUGCUGCCAAAGCUCGAUGGUUAUCACAGAGUGUUCAAGAUGGAUUUAAGAGUGGGUCCAUGUCUGCUGAAUGUGGUUCAUUGCUAAGUCAGUACUCAAUAACCCAUUAACAACAAUUUUAAUCAAGGCAAGUGAGGAUAACAGGACAGUUUCCUUACAUAUGUUAGACAAGUUCUGCUGCAGAGUAAACAAAUGGUUUAACUUAAUUCAAAGGUGCUGCUGCCACAGGGUCGUAUCCAUAUCAUGAACCCAUCUGACCUCACUGAUUUGAAUAUAAUACGACUAUUCCACAUUUCCUUUGCUCUCAUGUCGCAUCUCAGCAGAAGAGAAAGGAUGCAGGAGGUACAUGCGCACACUUUUUAGAAAACAAUGUAUGGUACAACGACAAUAUGCAACAAACUUUGUAACUUUUGUUUGAACUGAUGUAUGUCUUCGGUAAUGUCAAGCACUGGUGACUCCUAAGGCAGGAGUUCUGCCUUAGGAGGCUCAAAUUGUAGUGGGGGGGGCACGGGCAUUAUUAAGAUGUAGAACAUAAGCUAGCUAGCUAUGUAGCUAGCUAUAAAAUUGCUAGUUCAGCUUAGAUAGAAAUUCAGAGUAAUUAUAUUGAUGGGGAUGUGACAAUAACAUUGCCUUCUUGUUAAGCUGUCUCAGCAACAAUACACAGACACCUUUCUGAAUUAGAAUUAAUGGAUAGUAUUGUCUUAAACCAGCAGUUGUGGAGCUGCUGGUGAGGAAGGUGAGGAUGACGUAUUCACUUUUGGGAUCAGUGUAAUAAAAAAAAAAAUUGACAGUCUUUGUGGGCAGAAUCGCCCAUCUGUCAGGACUGAACGUGGUGCCUGUGUGUUAUAGCUUUGGCAGCCAUAACAUUCAUGCCUUUGCCAGUCUUACACAUGAUGCUUCCCAAAUGUUGACCUACUACACAGAAGCUACCUACACACCCUGAACAGCAGGGUAGUACUGAAUGUGCAAUGCUGCAGUGGGAGGUACACACAAUUACAGUGACUCAUACGCUAAAUCAUAUUUCAUAUUUUGAAAAAUGUUUACAGAUUAUUUGUAUAAAUAUUAUUUAUUUAAAACAUGGUGUAAACCAGCAGUGAAUUAUUAGAAUUAUUAUUAAUUGUAAUAUUGUUAAUUAUUGUUUAUAUUGUUUGGUCGCCAUGAAAACAAUAAGUUGCAUUUGCUUCGUUAAUUUUAACCUCAAAUGUUGUCCUGCUGCAAAACAAAUUAAAGCAAACAUUUGAGAAAAUGACAUUGUUGAAACAAUAUUUGUUGUUGAUAAAACUGAGCUCAUUGUUUCAUAUCCUCUGUGUCAUUAUGCAGCUGGCAUGCCUAAUUAAGACUAAUUCCCUGGGGUUCCUCUCACUUAUCUUAAGGUAGUCAGUGCCUCCCUUACAAUUGUAUGAGUUGGGUGAUUUGCUUUCCUUUUAUCAACAUUUUGUUUUGUUUUUAAUUAGAGAUCCUCAGCUUGUUGUUUCAUCGUUGAAGCACUGUUUCAGUUCACUCUGCUCCAGUAAGAAACACUCAGGUCGGAACAACAGUAAGAAAAACAUUUGUUCAGUUUGUUGUUAGGAUGUCCUGAUGGUGGUGCAAAAUACCAACAGUACCCAAACUCAUUUAUUUUUCCGUAGCAUCACCUUGCAGUUCACCGCUUGUCCAGUAGAGGGCAUUAGUUUACCGUUAGCAGCAGGUAAACCUAAAGUCUAGGAAGAAAAUGUUUAACCACUGUUCUACAUGAUGCUUUAGUGUGCCAAGAAAAGUCACAUUAAAGGUGAGGACUACAAAUAAAUGAAUAGAGAGAAGAUGCAGAGGUUAUUCUCUUUUAUUAAUUCAACUGAUCAUGAACAGAACACAUUGCAUAGCAUGUACAUCAGUCUUCACUGUCUGAGCAGUGAUAGCGGAAAGUCUGUGUCAAAUUACACCUUUAUUCCAAAACUUCCACCCCUUCAAACCCAAUACUGCAAGCUGAGCCACUUGCCAGAAUCUCAGCAAAUAAAUAACUAAACUCAAUCAGCUGGGUGUUUAAAAA
This is a messenger RNA of Scatophagus argus, 3148 nucleotides long. RefSeq names its product PRELI domain containing 3A (gene prelid3a). The coding region runs from base 535 to 1209 and encodes 224 amino acids. Gene Ontology annotation, molecular function: phosphatidic acid transfer activity. The transcript has 6 exons. Gene Ontology annotation, cellular component: mitochondrial intermembrane space. Gene Ontology annotation, biological process: phospholipid transport. The record is from RefSeq and is a predicted model, not a curated record. NCBI's taxonomy places the organism in Eukaryota, Metazoa, Chordata, Actinopteri, Scatophagidae.